Messenger RNA from Venustampulla echinocandica, 1689 nucleotides. RefSeq lists its product as uncharacterized. NCBI's taxonomy places the organism in Eukaryota, Fungi, Ascomycota, Leotiomycetes, Helotiales, Pleuroascaceae. Bases 1 to 1689 code for a protein of 562 amino acids. Gene Ontology annotation, biological process: regulation of gene expression. The record is from RefSeq and is a predicted model, not a curated record. Gene Ontology annotation, cellular component: nucleus; cytoplasm. The transcript is spliced from 4 exons. Gene Ontology annotation, molecular function: mRNA binding.
AUGGCCGAGCAACAACCAAGCAUCAGUUCUAUUCUGGCUGCCCUAGCUGCCCAACGUCCAAAUGCGACGCCUCCGAAUCAGCAGCCCUACCAGCAACCCCCGCAGCAAGCCCCUCCUCAGCAGAAUCCAUACCCAGGCGCCGGAGGAUAUUCCUUACCACAGCCAACAAGUUCAGGGAGUGUAGAUCUGAGCAAUAUCAAACCAGUAAGCUCUGGAACCGUCAGCAUCGCCGAUGCCAUUGCGAAGGCGAAGGCCAUAGCAGCAGAGAAAGGUGUCGCAUACGACCGGCCUCCCUCAUAUGGUGGUCAAGAUACUCGGGGCGCUGGAGUAAGGCCAUACAGAACAUCGCGCUCGCGCUCUCCGCCACCUGUUCGCCGAGAGGCCUUCCGCGACAAUUUCAACCCAUAUCGAGACGAGCGACGAGGCGAUCGCGCACCGCCCGAGCGGGAUUAUCGUGAGCGCUCUUUCUCUCCCGGGCUUAGAGGUAGAGGACCACCUGGGACUUUCUCGCCCGCCAAUGGUGGCGGUAACUAUCCGCGGGAACGGUCGCCUGCAAGGGUUGGAGAUGACAAUGCCGAAACUCUUUCUAUUGAGUCGAGUUUAGUGGGCCUGAUUAUUGGAAGGAAUGGUGAAAAUCUCAGGCGUGUUGAAUCAGAAACUGGAUGUCGUGUGCAAUUUGUUACUGGGCCUGACGAGACGGGUCCAUAUAGACAAUGCAAGAUUACUGGAUCUCGAGCACGCCGGACUGAGGCGAAGGCGGAAAUCAAUCGCAUCAUCGACGAGAGUGGUAUGGCUGGAAAUGGAGGCGUUGGCCCGGAACGUAUAUCUCGAGAGGCUCCAUCAGCUGCACGCUCCUCCACACACCAACCAGCCCUGAGAGACGGUGAGGAUAGCAUGCAAAUUAUGGUGCCUGACAGGACAGUUGGUCUUAUAAUUGGCCGGGGUGGAGAGACAAUUAGAGAUCUUCAGGAACGGAGCGGUUGCCAUGUGAAUAUUGUUGGUGAGCAGAAGAGUAUGAAUGGGCUUCGACCAGUCAACUUGAUUGGCUCCCGCGAAGCAGCAGCACACGCCAAAGAUUUGAUUAUGGAGAUUGUCGAGAGCGACAGCAAAAACACUACUAAUAAAGAUCGGGUACCGGGCCAGCGGGAGCCUGGUAGAGAUGCAGCCCAAGGUGGCGGGUAUGGCAGUGCAAGCGGGGGGGACAAGAUCAAUGAUUCCAUAUUUGUACCGUCCGAAGCUGUUGGUAUGAUCAUUGGAAAAGGCGGCGAAACGAUUAAGGAUAUGCAGAAUACUACCGGCUGCAAAAUCAACGUUACACCCUCGUCGGGGCCAACCGAGGUGGAACGCGAGAUAGGGCUUGUUGGCUCUCGGGACGCCAUCGUUGCAGCAAAACGCGCGAUCGAAGAUAAAGUUGAGGCAGUAGCACAAAAGAGCGGAGGGGGCGGAGGUGGGCGGAACCGUACUUCCCAGAACGACCACAACGAUAGAAACUACUCCCAACCAUACGCCCAGCCACAAGGACAACCGCAAUCUCAGCCCCAGACCGACGCCGCUACUGGUGCAGAUGAUCCGUAUGCACCGUAUGGUGGAUACAAUGCAUAUGUUGCACUUUGGUACCAAGCAAUGGCGCAACAACAGCAGGCAGGCCAGCCACAGGGCGAUCCGUCCAAGCCUCCUGGAACUUCAUAA